AUGGCGAGCAGUCCUAAGAUCAGGCGCUCCCCAAAAAACAAUUCGGCCACCCCUGUUCACAUUGUCCAGUGGAACUGUCGGGGCUUCCGGUCCCGCGCGAAGCGGGCGAAUCUCCGACAUUUCCUUUCAACUCUCGACUCGCUUCCGGCGGUGGUUGCCCUCCAGGAGCCAGGGAGCGGCGCCACCCUUACAAGCUACAUCACCUUCCAGCAGGACCCCUCUUCCUGCGUCUGUGUGCCUAAAAAUUAUACAGCUAAUCUAGUCGACUUGGAACUUGAAACUGAAUAUUCGUAUGUGAUGGUUACACUUCUUCCGCUCAAGAAACACGAUGCACCACUCCACAUACUCAACAUAUACUGUUCCCCCAGACUCAAAAAUAUAACGUUCGCAGCGCUCUUUAGCCGCGCUCUAAAGGCUGCGGGCAGGGACCCCCUGAUGAUUGUGGGCGAUUUCAACGCCCACAGUACUCUCUGGGGGUACGUGCGUGAGGAGAAGCGUGGACGCAAGCUAGCGGAACUUACGUCCACGCUGGGCCUGACUCUCCACACCGACCCUGCAUAUCCAACGCGGGUGGGUAACUCCGUGACCCGGGAUACGUGUCCGGAUCUUACCUUUACCAAAAACAUUAGACACGCAGAAUGGGCCAACACCGAGGAAACCCUCGGGAGUGACCACUGCCUUAUCACUACCACCGUAAUGACUAAACCAUUGGCAAGACCACACGCACAAGCUGGGCUCCCCGACUGGAAUAAGUUCCGGCAAAGAUACAUCAAUUCGGCCUCUAUCCGCGAACAAGGAUACCACGCGUGGGCACAAGAAUUGGUUACACACCUUCGUUCGACGGAAACCCAAAUUCAACUCUCGGAGGCAAAGCCGGAGGUAGACAACCACCUUCUGCACCUCUGGGAGGCGCGGCACAGCCUCGUCCGCAAAUGGCGCCACCAAAAACAUAAUAGAAAGCUCAAAAUUCGCAUUGCCGAGCUCACCCAGCGAGCGGCAGAGUACGCGGCCCAGCUCGCCGACUCGAACUGGGUGGACCGCUGUAACACGGCGGCCAGACAAAUGUCUAGCCGGAGCACGUGGCGCCUCUUCCGCGCCCUAAUUGACCCGACUCAAACACGCGCCGAGACACAAAAACAUCUCCAACGAGCUAUUCAUAGCUUCGAUGGAGAUACCUCAAAAUUAGCGUACAAACUACGCGACCAGUACCUUUGCACUCAACAGGACCCCCGAGGGCCCGCGUACUCGUAUGCAGGUUCAGAGAACGCGGAGCUGGAUCAGCCGUUCCAGCUGCAUGACCUGAAGGCGGCCCUAGCUAAAAUGAAACGAGGAACGGCACCGGGACGGGACAAGAUAACCGUGAAACUGCUUGCCAAUCUUCCCGACCCCACCUACGAUACCCUCCUCGCUUUCAUCAACUCGAUCUGGCUUGACACCAUGUUUGGUUUCCGCCCGCACCGGUCCGCGCAGGAUGUUCUGCUUCAACUCGACCGAGAAAUUCUCAACCCUGUCGAAUACCCCCUCAACGAUAAGGCUAUACUCGCCCUAGACUUGAAGGGGGCUUUCGACAAUGUCACACACGAAAUUAUCCUGCAACAUCUCUCCCAGACCAACUGUGGACAUAACACAUUCCAGUAUGUCAAGCAAUUUCUCUCGGAUCGACAAUCUUUCAUCCGAAUCCAAGACGAAGAACAUGGCCCCUAUCAACUGGGAACGAGAGGUACCCCACAGGGCGCGGUCCUCUCGCCGUUACUUUUUAAUCUGGCCAUGAUGAAGCUUCCGGCUCAGCUGGCGAAGGUCGAAGGCGUCCAGCACGCGCUGUACGCCGACGACAUAACCAUCUGGGCCAAACACGGAUCGGUUGGAGACAUUGAGGCCAACCUGCAGCAAGCGGCGGAGAUCGUGGACGUCUACGCCCGCCGCUGCGGCCUUCAGUGCUCCCCAUUCAAAUCCGAAUUUGUGCACAUUCGCCCGUCGCCUAAGUGCACCACCAAAAUGGAGCUAUUCCUGGCCAGCGGCCCGAUACCCGAACACGAUGAGAUUCGAGUGCUUGGUCUCUUUAUCCACAAACACAAACGAGUUGAUACAACAACAGCCAAAUUGCGUAAGGUGGGGGACCAGUAUGACGAGAACGCCCUCGAGGUGAUUCUCAGGAAGAUGUACAAGCGUGCCCUUGAUCUCCCGAUAACCACGUCCAACCACCGCCUCAUGGGCCUGGGGAUGCAGCUCGUUAUUGAUGUCAAUGCCUGCAAUGUCAAUGACCGGUUUUUGAGAAGCGAAACACUCAAUGACGUCCUCCAAGGCUUCAGCGUUGGCGAUGGAAGUGCCGCGAAAAAGAUGUCGAUGCUCAUUGGGCCCUUCAACCUCUGGGCUGUCGGGUCAGGGAGCCUCUCCACGCGUGGCGAGGCCUCUAGCAAGGUCACAAAGCCUGCACAGGCGGGCAUCCAGUGCCUCUUCCGAGGCAAUGGACACUACACAAUGCUCCUCGGCGUUCUCAGCGUCGAAAGAGCAACGCGGCUCACUUGA
Molecule: messenger RNA, 2526 nt
Organism: Dermacentor silvarum
Lineage: Eukaryota; Metazoa; Arthropoda; Arachnida; Ixodida; Ixodidae
Exons: 5
Coding region: 1-2526 (841 amino acids)
Molecular function (GO): catalytic activity
Source: RefSeq, a predicted model, not a curated record